Molecule: messenger RNA, 1826 nt
Organism: Oryza sativa Japonica Group (Japanese rice)
Lineage: Eukaryota; Viridiplantae; Streptophyta; Magnoliopsida; Poales; Poaceae
Product: serine/threonine-protein kinase 52
Biological process (GO): protein phosphorylation
Cellular component (GO): plasma membrane
Molecular function (GO): ATP binding; protein serine/threonine kinase activity
Source: RefSeq, a predicted model, not a curated record
CGCUCAAAUUUUCGGAUGGAUGCAUUGCGUGUGUUCGCCAUCGAUAUCUGGUUGUAGGCACGUUGCAUGCGUGGUUGGUUUCCUUGGAAGAUUUGGGGGCUUUAAUUGAAGCAGAAAAGAGGGCAGAAACGAUUUCAUAUCCAUCUUCUCCUGCAUUAGAAACAAAAUUUAAUUUGGCGCAUCCAGGAAGAAGAGGCCAUAUAAGGAGAAGAAACCCAGUCCUUUCCAUUUCACACACACACAACCACAGGCAGAUCGUCCGUUGUGUUCUUUGCCGAGGAGCGAGAUCGACAAAGAACGAAGUCCAUGACGAGCAGCGGUGGCGCCGGGUGCAGCCGCAGCCACAGCUUCAGCGGCAUCAGCAGCGCCGCGGCCACCGGCGGCGCCGGCGCCGGCGCCGACGUGUUCGUCCGGGCGGCGGACAACGAGAUGUACGUGCGGGCGGACAAGAUCGACCUCAAGAACCUGGACGUGCAGUUCGAGAAGACGCGGUCCAAGGUGUGGCUCGAGCAGCACCGCUCGUCGUCGGCGGCGUCGCCGCUGCCGCUGCUGGAGUGGGAGAUCGACCUCGCCAAGCUCGACAUCCAGAACCAGGUCGCCCACGGCACCUUCGGCGUCGUCUACCGCGGCACCUACGACGGCCAUGACGUCGCCGUGAAGGUGCUGGACUGGGGGCAGGAGGGGCAGGAGUCGACGGCGAAGCACCGGGAAGCCUUCGAGAAGGAAGUCGCCGUCUGGCAGAAGCUUGAUCACCCCAACGUCACCAAGUUCGUGGGCGCGUCGAUGGGGACGUCGCAUCUGAAGAUCCCGUCGGCGAAGGCGGAGUCGCGGUCCAGCAGCGUCGGCGGCGGCAGCGCCGGCGGCGGCGGGGGGCAGCGUUGCGUGGUGGUGGUGGAGUACCAGCACGGCGGGACGCUGAAGACGCUGCUGUACAAGCACCGGGACAAGAAGCUGCCGUACAAGAAGGUGGUGCAGCUGGCGCUGGACAUGGCGAGGGGGCUGCGCUACCUGCACGGGGAGAAGAUCGUGCACCGCGACGUCAAGGCGGAGAACAUGCUGCUCGACAGGAAGAAGACGCUCAAGAUCGCCGACUUCGGCGUGGCGCGCGUGGAGGCCGGCGCCGACGGCGACGACAUGACCGGGCAGACGGGCACCAUCGGGUACAUGGCGCCCGAGGUGCUCCAGGGCCGCGCCUACGACCACAAGUGCGACGUCUACAGCUUCGGCGUCCUCCUCUGGGAGACCUACUGCUGCGCCAUGGCCUACCCCAACUACAGCCUCGCUGACAUCUCCUACCACGUCGACAAGCUGGGGAUCAGGCCGGACAUACCGAGGUGCUGCCCGAAGGCGAUGGCGGACAUCAUGGCGAGGUGCUGGGACGCGAACCCGGACAACAGGCCGGAGAUGUCGGAGGUGGUGGCGCUGCUGGAGAAGAUCGACACCUCGCGCGGCAAGGGCGGCAUGACCCCCGUCCCGGAGCACGCCUCCCAGGGUUGCUCCUGCUUCGGCUUCUCCCGCGGCAGCGCGUGAGCGAAACUGCUAGAGCAAAGCUAGCACCUCGCCGGCCGGGACGGCUGGCCGUCUCGAUCCUCGAACUGUCGAACACCAUCCGUGCAGGAGUUGCAGCUGUGUCGAUCCGAUCCGUUACCUGAUUUUCUUCCGGGAUUGAUGUGUGUUGUUGGCUUGAAACUAUGCCUGAUCUCAGUGAUGUUGUUGUCAGCUUUAGCUUUGGUAUGCAGGAUGUUACCUCGUUGUGAACUUGUGAGGAGUUCGUUCAUCUCUAUUGCCUGGGUCUACAUUUUGAAAAAAAAAUGUUUUUACUUGGA